GCAUCCUUGGUGUGCAGUGUUCCCAGCCAGUGAGCUCGGUUUGGUGCGAUCGCGGAGCCGAUUACUUUGCUGCAGUUGCCACAUUAACCAAGCCAGUAGUAGACAAUGCCGAAGCAGAUUACCGACAUCCGUGAUUUCCUCCAGAAGGCGCGCCGAAAGGACGCCCGCUCGGUCAAGAUCAAGAAGACCCCGCAGGUCGUCAAGUUCAAGAUCCGCUGCUCCAAGUACCUCUACACGCUCUGCGUCACGGACACGGAGAAGGCCGACAAGCUCACCCAGUCGCUCCCCCCGGGCCUCCAGCGCAAGGACAUCUAAGCGCUCUUUUGCUGACUUCACGGUAGCUUCUUGUGGCGUGGUUGACAGACCCCUUUGGACCUUGGCAUGUUGUUGCAACAUCUCCAUCGAAAAGCCAAGUUUCUUUGGAGAUUAAUAGCCCCCAAUCCAAUGGUUUUGUGACUGCA
Molecule: messenger RNA, 461 nt
Organism: Saprolegnia parasitica CBS 223.65
Lineage: Eukaryota; Oomycota; Saprolegniomycetes; Saprolegniales; Saprolegniaceae
Product: 60S ribosomal protein L38
Exons: 2
Coding region: 106-315 (69 amino acids)
Biological process (GO): protein-RNA complex assembly; translation
Cellular component (GO): ribosome; cytosolic large ribosomal subunit
Molecular function (GO): structural constituent of ribosome
Source: RefSeq, a predicted model, not a curated record